Molecule: messenger RNA, 1645 nt
Organism: Nelumbo nucifera (sacred lotus)
Lineage: Eukaryota; Viridiplantae; Streptophyta; Magnoliopsida; Proteales; Nelumbonaceae
Source: RefSeq, a predicted model, not a curated record
ACUUCUGAGUGCCAAGCUGCCAAUUUCCAAACCCGUGCUCCGUUUGGGAUCAAAAGAGAACUCAAAUUUCAGGAAAAGAAAACAGCAAAUCAGCAAUGGCUCCGUCGAAGGGUGUGGUUGUUACAGUUCCAGUUCUAGCACUAUCAGUUGCAGCAACAGCCAUUCUCCUCUUCUUCCUCAUUCCUUUCCUCUCCUCCUGCCCCGCCGCUCCUUCCACGAUCUCCGCCACUCCCUCCACCACUCCCUCCACCACCACCACCACAAUCACUUCCACCGCUGACAGCCGUCAAGCCUUCGACCGAUCUAACUAUCAAAUCUCUGCAACAAAAGAAGACAUUGCUUGGGUGAAAGAUCAGAUCCAACAGAACAAACUUGCAAUGCAACCAAAUGUUCUCCGCAAGGGCAUCAACCCUCGCACUCGUGCCCAACAGCUCCAAGAUUUAAUUCAAUACAAGGGCAUAUCCCACUAUGAGGGAGAGGAAGCUAACAACCACACUACCCUGCCUUGCCCCGGGGAAUUGCUCGUAGAGGAACACCACAGCAACUAUGGGGAACCCUGGGCUGGAGGUCGCGAUGUGUUUGAGUUCCUCGCAGAGUCCAUUAAGCUCAGGCUUGAUGCCCGGGUGCUUGAGAUUGGAUGUGGCACUCUUCGUGUUGGAUUGCAUUUUAUUCGAUACCUGAUUCCGGAGCAUUACCAUUGUCUAGAAAGGGAUGAGCUUUCUUUGAUGUCUGCAUACAGGUACGAGCUUCCAUCUCAGGGUUUAUUGCAUAAGCGUCCUUUAAUUGUGAGAGGCGAGGACAUGGAUUUCAGUAGGUUUGGAUCUGGUAUUCAGUAUGAUCUUAUAUAUGCUAGUGCUGUUUUUCUUCAUAUGCCCGACAAGCUGGUUUGGGUAGGACUAGAGAGGUUAGCUACCAGGUUGAAACCUUUUGAUGGACGGAUUUUUGUCUCUCAUAAUAUAAAAUUCUGUUCACGGUUGGGUGGAGAGGAAUGUACAAAGCGGUUAACAAGUCUAGGACUCGAGUAUAUGGGUAAACACUUCCAUGAUAGUCUGCUCUUCAACCAUUAUGAGAUUUGGUUUGAGUUCAGGCGGUCCAGGGCUUAGGGUUAUCUCAGAUUGUUCCUCAUGGGUUCAGAGGAUUGUGAUUUGUUUGAGAGGAAGGCAGCUGAAAGCAGCUUCAGUAUUCUUGUUCUUGCAUCAUGACAUUCUUGGAAGCUGAACUUUGAAUUCUUGGUUGACAUUUUUAUAUGAAGCAAGAGGUCUGAAUAUUUGGAUGUGAUGGAUAAUUCAGCCAGAAGUUUGAACCAUGUUGUUCUGGGAUUUUUCAUCUAUAACUUCGGUUUUAGGUGCUUACUAUGGCAUUGAUAGGUGAAGGAUCUUUGGCAUUUGUUGACUGUCACAUGUGGGGACUACUUGUUACAAUCAGAAGCAUUGGUUGUGGUAUUUCAAUCUUUUUUAUUGAUGAAUACUACAAUGAAACCACUUUAAGAGAUGUGCAAAUAAUAGAGAAGUAGCCCCACAAACUUGGAGGAAUGUGAAUUGAUCUGUUGUAAUUAUCUUUUAAUUAACUUUGUUGUUGGCACAUCAGAAUAGGUGAACAAUUUGACUUCUCAAUUCAUAUAUUCACUUGAAGUAGUUUAGAAAUA